This is a messenger RNA of Staurois parvus, 287 nucleotides long. The record is from the annotation of a GenBank genome assembly. Lineage: Eukaryota; Metazoa; Chordata; Amphibia; Anura; Ranidae.
ACAUGACAUGGGCAUAUAGCUGCAUAUACUGGAUUCUUGAGGCGAGAAGCAGGGAAUUCUGCUGGCUGGAAUGACAGCAUUCUUCCUAUUGUUCUUGAUUGCACUGCAGAUUUAUGUGUGGUACAAAACCAGGGGCGGACUGACAACUCAUGGGGCCCCUUGGAAAUAGGGGAUCAUGGGGCCCCUGUGUCCUUGCCCACACUCAAAGCACACCCAAAAAAGCCUAUAAAAAGGUACCAGGGGCAUUUCAUGGGGCCCCCUACUGACCCCGGGCCCACGGGCAGUGC